GGAGGAGGCAGAAAGGAAGCAGCGUUUGACCGAGAGUAACCCCAGCUGCCUGGCUCUAUAUAAGGGACUCUGGGGGCAACAAGGAGGGCCUGGGCUUUUUGGCUGGAUCUCCAUCUAAAGGACAGACGGAGGGUGAUUUUGGGGGACCCCACUCUUGGUCUCCCCCCCUGCUACCCCUAGAGCUAUCCCUGGGAUUUACUCAAAGGCUGCUCCCCAUCAAACUGGAGAGGAGUUGAUGACCAGCCACAGUAGCUCUGCUGUGUGCUGUUGCCAUCCAGGGUGUUGGUGUAUACAGAAGGAAGAUGGCCUUCUGGACACAACUGGGCUUGUUGCUAUGGAAGAACUUCACUUUUAGGAGACGGCAAACGUUCCAGCUGCUGAUUGAAAUUGCUUGGCCUUUGUUUCUCUUCUUCAUAUUGAUCUCUGUGCGCCUCUCCUAUCCGCCCUACGAACAACAUGAAUGUCAUUUCCCAAACAAGGCCAUGCCUUCAGCUGGAACGUUGCCCUGGGUACAAGGAAUCAUCUGCAAUGCCAACAAUCCUUGCUUCCGCUACCCAACACCUGGAGAGUCACCAGGCAUUGUGGGAAAUUUUAACAAGUCCAUUGUUUAUCGGUUGUUCUCGGAUGCGAAGCGCUUGCUCUUAUACAGCCAAAGAGACACCAGCGUCAAGGAUGCACAGAAAGUUGUGGAGAAAAUUCAAAAAAUUGGGAAAUCUGUUACAGGGUUGAAAAUCCGGGAUUUCUUGGUUGCCAAUGAGACCUUCUCUAGCUUCCUCUAUCACAACGCUUCCCUACCACAGUUUGUUGUAGACGAAAUCCUGAAUGCUGAGGUCAACUUGCCACAGGUCAUCAAGUCUGGCUAUCGGCUGAGCAUGAAAGACCUUUGCAACUCAACCAAGCUGUCAGAGUUUGUUGUCAUCCAAAACCCAUGGAUUGAUGUGCUCAGUAAUGCUGUGGUUUGCUCCUUGCCUAAAGAAAAAUUGGCCUCAGCAGAGAGAGUGUUUCAGGAUAAUUUGGAUAUCAUGAAGCCAGUUCUGAAAGGGAUCACCUCCAACUCAACCCUGCAAGAUUUUAAGGGAACAGUGGAGACGUUGAUGGGGAGCCUCGGAAAUCUUCUUAGAGAGCUAGUGAGCAUGAAAAGCUUGAGUGACAUGAGACAGGAGGUAAAGUUCCUGACCAAUGUGAAUGCCACCAGUUCUUCUACCGAAAUUUACCAGGCAGUGUCCCGAAUUGUGUGCGGCCAUCCUGAGGGAGGGGGCUUGCAGAUCAAGUCUCUCAACUGGUAUGAAGACCACAAUUACAAAGCUCUCUUUGGAACCAACAGUACUGAAGAUGAUGCAGCUGAUUUCUAUGAUAAUUCUACCACACCCUACUGCAAUGACCUAAUGAAGAAACUGGAAUCCAGCCCACUUUCCAAGAUUAUAUGGAGGGCUCUGAAACCUUUGCUUGUUGGCAAGGUCUUGUAUACCCCGGACACACCAGCAACAAGAGCAGUCAUGUCUGAGGUAAACAAGACAUUCCAGGAGCUUGGUGUCUUCCGUGAUCUUGGAGGGAUGUGGGAAGAGAUAAGACCAAAGAUAAAAGCGUUCAUGGAGAAAAGCCAGGAAAUGGAUCUGGUCCGGACAUUACUGCAGAAUAAGCUGUAUUGGAGCCACCACCUGAUAGGCUCAAGCUGGACUGUUGAAGAUGUCGCCUUGUUUUUGGCAAAGAAUCCAGAGGAUGUUAAGCCUGUGAAUGGCUCUACCUACACCUGGCGGGAUGCUUUCAAUGAAACUGACUAUGCUAUUAUGACUAUAUCUCGCUUCAUGGAAUGUGUGAACUUAGACAAGCUGGAAGCUGUACCCAGUGAGGUGCGCCUGAUCAAUAAGUCCAUGGAACUGCUAGACCAGAGAAGGUUUUGGGCAGGCAUUGUCUUUCCUGAAAUUGCUCCUAGCAGUGUGAAGUUGCCCCAGCAUGUCAAGUACAAGAUACGGAUGGACAUAGACAGUGUGGAAAGGACAAACAAAAUUAAGGAUGGGUACUGGGACCCAGGUCCUCGAGCUGAUCCUUUUGAUGACAUGCGUUACAUCUGGGGAGGCUUUGCUUACUUGCAGGAUGUGAUAGAGCAGGCAAUUAUCCGCACUCUGACAGGCUCUGAGAAGAAAACAGGCGUCUAUGUUCAGCAGAUGCCCUAUCCUUGUUAUGUGGAUGACAUAUAUCUACGUGUCACAAGUCGGUCCAUGCCUCUUUUCAUGACACUGGCUUGGAUCUAUUCUGUGGCAGUAAUUAUCAAAGGGAUUGUUUAUGAGAAGGAAGCCCGGCUGAAAGAGACAAUGAGAAUCAUGGGCCUGGACAAUGGCAUUCUCUGGCUGAGCUGGUUCAUUAGCAGCUUCAUCCCCCUCCUCAUGAGUGCAGGGCUCUUGACAGUGAUCCUCAAGAAAGGAAACUUGCUGCCCUACAGUGACCCCAGCGUGGUGUUUGUCUUCCUGUCUAUCUUUGGUAUAGUGACCAUCAUGCAAUGCUUCCUCAUCAGCACCUUCUUUUCAAGGGCCAAUUUGGCAGCAGCUUGUGGGGGCAUCAUCUACUUUACAUUCUACUUGCCUUUUGUGUUAUGUGUUGCCUGGCAGGACUACAUCAGCUUCUCUCUUAAAAUAUUUGCCAGCCUGCUUUCUCCUGUGGCCUUUGGGUAUGGUUGCGAGUAUGUUUCCCUUCUUGAAGAGCAAGGGAUUGGGGUGCAAUGGGACAAUGUGUUUGAAAGCCCCAAGGAAGAUGACAGCUUCAACCUGACCACUUCUGUAUCUAUGAUGCUGUUUGAUAGUUUACUGUAUGGGAUUAUGACUUGGUAUAUCGAAGCUGUCUUUCCAGGGCAGUUUGGCAUUCCAAGACCCUGGUACUUCCCCUUUAUGAAGUCCUACUGGUGUGGUGAAGAAUCUGAAGAACACCAACUCCCUUCUCUCUCUGCAGGAUCUUCUGAAAUCUGUAUGGAAGAAGAGCCAAGUCACCUUCACCUUGGGGUGUCCAUUCAGAAGUUGGUGAAAGUCUACCGAGACUGCAAGAAGCUGGCUGUAGAUGGCCUGACACUGAAUUUCUAUGAAGGGCAGAUUACCUCCUUCUUGGGACACAAUGGAGCUGGAAAAACUACUACAAUGUCCAUCUUGACAGGAUUAUUUCCCCCAACUUCGGGCACAGCCUUCAUCCUGGGCAAAGACAUCCGUACCGAACUGAACACUAUCCGGCAGAAUCUGGGUGUUUGCCCCCAGCACAAUGUUUUGUUUGAUGAGUUGACGGUAGAAGAGCACAUUUGGUUUUAUGCACGCCUCAAGGGGCUGUCGGAAAACUUAGUGAAAAAGGAAAUGGCACAGAUGGCCACUGAUGUUGGCUUGCCUCAUAAACUCAAAUCGAAAACAAGUAAACUUUCUGGUGGUAUGCAGAGAAAGCUUUCGGUAGCUCUGGCCUUUGUGGGUGGCUCUAAAGUUGUCAUUUUGGAUGAGCCAACUGCUGGUGUUGAUCCAUAUUCUCGCAGAGGGAUCUGGGAACUUCUUUUAAAAUAUCGCCAAGGCCGCACAAUCAUUCUGUCCACGCACCACAUGGAUGAGGCAGACAUCCUUGGAGACCGAAUUGCCAUCAUCUCUCAUGGUAAACUCUGCUGUGUUGGCUCUUCUCUGUUCCUGAAGAACCAGCUGGGGACAGGCUACUACCUGACCUUAGUCAAGAAGGAUGUGGAUUCCUCUUUGAGUUCCUGCAGAAACAGCAGCAGCACCGUCUCUUACCUGAAAAAGGAUGACAGUGUCUCUCAGAGUAGCUCUGAUGCUGGGCUUGGCAGCGACCAUGAAAGUGACACUCUGACAAUAGAUGUGUCUGCUAUUUCCAAUCUCAUUAUGAAGCACGUUCCUGAAGCGAGGUUGGUAGAGGACAUCGGCCAUGAAUUAACUUAUGUUUUGCCAUAUGAAGCAGCUAGAGAGGGAGCUUUUGUAGAACUCUUUCAUGAGAUUGAUGACCGGCUUUCUGACCUGGGGAUUUCCAGCUAUGGCAUUUCUGAAACUACUCUGGAGGAGAUAUUUCUGAAAGUGGCAGAAGAUAAUGGUGUAGAUGCAGAGACCUCAGAUGGCACAUUACCUGCCAGAAGAAGUCGUGUCUUUGGAGACAGGCAGAGCUGCCUUCGUCCUUUCACAGAAGAUGAUGCUUUCGACCCUAAUGAUUCCGACAUAGAUCCAGAAUCCCGAGAGACUGACCUGCUGAGCGGGAUAGAUGGCAAAGGAUCCACCCAAGUGAAGGGCUGGAAGUUGACCCAGCAGCAGUUUGUAGCCCUGCUCUGGAAGAGACUGCUUAUUGCCAGGCGCAGCAGAAAAGGUUUUUUUUGUCAGAUUGUUCUCCCAGCCGUCUUUGUUUGCAUCGCUCUCCUGUUCAGUUUGAUUGUGCCUCCCUUUGGGAAAUAUCCGAGCUUGGAAUUGCAGCCAUGGAUGUAUGAUGAACAAUACACAUUUUUCAGCAACGAUGCUCCAGAAGACACAGGAACUGAGACACUUUUGAAUGCUCUCCUUGACAAACCUGGCUUUGGAACCCGAUGCAUGAAAGACUACUCUAUUCUAGAUACUCCUUGCUCUGUGGGGGAAGAGGACUGGAGCACUGCUCCUGUUCCUGAAACGGUCAUAGAAAUCUUGGAAAAUGGCAACUGGACUAUGGAGAACCCCUCUCCAUCUUGUGUAUGUAGCAGUGACACGAUCAAGAAGAUGCUCCCCAUGUGCCCUGCAGGGGCUGGUGGCCUGCCUCCUCCACAGAGAGUGCAGAACACCACUGACAUCCUCCAGAACCUGACUGGACGCAACAUCUCUGAUUACCUUGUAAAGACUUAUGCUCAGAUCAUUGGGAAAAGCCUAAAGAACAAGAUAUGGGUGAAUGAGUUCAGGUAUGGUGGUUUUUCCUUGGGAGCCAGCAGCUCCCUUGUCCUUCCUCGACGUGAAGAGGUGAAUGAUGCCAUCAGGCAGGUGAAGAAAAUCUUGGAGAUCACCAAGGGCAGCUCUGCAGAACGCUUUCUUAACAGCCUAGCAAACUUCAUGAAGGGCAUGGACACAAAAGAUAAUGUGAAGGUGUGGUUCAACAACAAAGGCUGGCAUGCUGUGGGUGCCUUCCUCAAUGUGAUCAACAAUGCCAUUCUCCGUGCCAACCUGCAAGAAGGAGAGAAUCCCAGCGCCUAUGGCAUCACAGCUUACAACCAUCCGCUCAAUCUCACUAAGCAGCAGCUCUCCGAAGUUGCCUUGAUGACUACCUCGGUGGAUGUUUUGGUCUCCAUCUGCGUCAUCUUUGCCAUGUCCUUCGUUCCAGCCAGCUUUGUUGUUUUCUUGAUCCAAGAGCGAGUCAGCAAGGCCAAGCACCUGCAGUUUAUCAGUGGCGUGAAGCCAGUUAUCUACUGGCUGGCUAACUUUGUAUGGGAUAUGUGCAACUAUGUUGUGCCAGCCACUUUGGUCAUCAUCAUCUUCAUCUGCUUCCAACAGAAAUCUUAUGUGUCCUCAACCAAUCUUCCAGUGUUGGCUCUUCUCCUCUUACUCUAUGGGUGGUCCAUAACUCCUCUCAUGUACCCAGCAUCCUUCAUCUUCAAGAUCCCCAGUACAGCAUACGUGGUUCUGACCAGCGUAAACCUCUUCAUUGGUAUCAACGGGAGCGUGGCCACUUUUGUCCUUGAACUUUUCACCAAUAAUAAGCUGAACAACAUCAAUGACAUCCUGAAGUCAGUGUUCCUUAUUUUCCCUCACUUCUGCCUGGGUCGUGGCCUAAUUGACAUGGUGAAAAAUCAGGCUAUGGCAGAUGCCCUGGAAAGGUUUGGUGAGAAUCGCUUUGUCUCUCCUCUCUCCUGGGAUCUUGUGGGGCGAAACCUUUUUGCUAUGGCAGUGGAAGGUGCUGUCUUCUUCCUCAUCACAGUGCUCAUCCAAUACAGGUUCUUUAUCAAACCCAGGCCUGUCUAUGCAAAGCUUCCACCUGUGAAUGAAGAGGAUGAGGAUGUGAACAGAGAAAGGCAAAGGAUCAUUGGUGGUGGUGGGCAAAGCGAUAUCUUAGAAAUUAAAGAACUAACCAAGAUAUACAGAAUGAAACGAAAGCCAGCUGUAGAUAGGAUCUGUGUUGGAAUUCCACCUGGAGAGUGCUUUGGUCUUCUGGGUGUGAAUGGGGCUGGCAAAUCCUCCACCUUUAAGAUGUUGACUGGAGACACUGAUGUUACUGGAGGAGAUGCUUUCCUGAAGGGAAACAGUAUUUUAUCUAACAUCCAAGAUGUCCAUCAAAAUAUGGGAUAUUGUCCACAAUUUGAUGCCAUUAAUGAGCUGCUAACAGGAAGGGAGCACCUGGAAUUCUUUGCACUCUUAAGAGGGGUUCCAGCAAAAGAAGUCUGCAAGGUUGGUGAAUGGGCUGUUCGUAAACUGGGCCUCGUAAAGUAUUCAGAGAAAUAUGCAGGCACCUACAGCGGUGGAAACAAGCGCAAACUCUCCACUGCAAUGGCCCUCAUUGGGGGGCCUCCUGUGGUAUUUCUGGAUGAGCCAACCACAGGAAUGGACCCCAAGGCGCGCCGUUUCCUGUGGAACUGUGCCUUGAGUGUCAUCAAGGAGGGAAGGUCUGUGGUUCUUACAUCUCACAGCAUGGAAGAAUGUGAGGCUCUGUGUACUCGAAUGGCAAUCAUGGUCAAUGGACGAUUCAGAUGCCUUGGCAGUGUCCAGCACCUAAAGAACAGAUUUGGAGAUGGCUACACAAUAAUAGUGCGAAUAGCUGGGGCAAACCCUAACCUGAAACCUGUUCAAGACUUCUUUGCGCUGGCCUUUCCAGGCAGUGUGCUAAAGGAGAAGCAUCGCAACAUGCUGCAGUAUCAACUCCCGUCCUCUCCAUCUUCUCUGGCUAGAAUAUUUAGCAUCCUCUCCCAGAACAAGAAAAGACUCCACAUAGAAGAUUACUCCGUUUCCCAGACCACACUUGACCAAGUAUUUGUAAACUUUGCAAAGGACCAAAGUGAUGACGACCACACAAAGGACUUGUCAUUGCACAAAAACCAGACUGUUGUAGAUGUUGCAAUGCUGACUUCCUUUUUGCAAGAUGAGAAGGUGAAAGAAAGCUAUGUAUGAGCAACCAUAUUGAGAAAGGUGCUACAUCAAUACUGAACAGAAGGGAGACAUUCAUCCAUUCUGUGGCAUAGGGGGUUCUUCCCAAGAGCAAAGAGACAGAGGAUACAGAGAGGAAGAGAAUAAACUGGAUGUUCUACAAUUCAAUGCAAUGCAAUUCAAUGCAAAGAAAACAAAAUUCCAUUACAGAGGCAGUGCCUCUCGAAGAUGUUGCCUUGUUGUACUGUUCUCUAGUGAAAGACUUGAAUCUAGUUGUUCUUACAUUAUAACUCUGUGAAAUUCUAGUAUGGUGGCACAUACUGUUAUGUGGUCCUUCUGCCGUACUUCCACUUGUUUCUACUUACCUGUUUUUGGUUAGAGGUCAUGUGACAAGAUUUGAGCAGAUUCUUGGCCAGUGAUUAUUUAUUUGCCAUGUUAAGGUGUGCACAGCCCUUCCAUGGGAUGAGUGGGGUUGUCUGAGUGCUAUAUCCAUUGCUGGCAAUGAAUGCACCAAUAUAACCAGUAUCAAGCAACCAUCACACAGUGCAUCGCUGUGCAGCCUUAUUUAAGUGUUAGCUGUUGGCCUGGUUAACGUACGCAAGCUGAAGGGGACAUGUAUUAAGACCAUUGGCGGUUUUAACGGAGGGCCAGGAGGCACAUCCUCUCAAAACAUAUAUUCACUUAACUCAGUGUUUCUUAGGGUGGUGUAGCAGAAUCAACCAUCAGCCAUACAAACAUUUGGGAGGAUUUCUGUCCCAACAGUACAGUGGCCAAUUUGCUUAUUUCUACAUGAUGCUUUUUGUGAAGCUGUCACUGUUUUCAGUUUUUGUUACUUAAGACUCAUUUUAGCUAGGUCUUUUUUGUUUGCAACAGUAUUACUUCUAGAUGUGAAUCAGCAAUGUGUAUGUGGUGAUCUGGACCUGUUGACUUAUUUCAGCAUCCCCACCUUUCUAACAAUCACUUUUCAUAUCAUGUCUAAGUUGCCACUCUGAUUACACUAAAGAUCUAGAUGUACUUAGUAUCAUUUGUGUAACUUAGGUUUUUUAUGAUCUUGCAAUCAUCACUACCCCCUUUUCAGUGAAUGUGAACUUCACAGUGUAGUUUUCCAACCCAAGUUGCCAAAUCAUAAGAUGUCCACCUCUUACCUUGCAUGGCAGAUGCUAUCCUUUAAGCCUGUAACUGAAGACGGAGAUAAAUCUCCUCCCACUCCCAUUCUUUUUACAGACCUGUCCUCUCACUUAUUGUGCAUCACUCCCCUUGCUCUCUCUUCUACUUCGAGAGGAGAUUGCAGGGAAACAUUCAAGAGUCAGAAGUCAAGAUGGGCAGCCCAGGAAAGAGAUUAACAGAAUGCAUUAAUUUAAAAAUAUCACUUGCAAAAUAAUUUCUUACUUGGGGAACAGAGCCCUCUUUAAAACUACGCACAAAUAGUUAACCAAAGCUGGGAGAAAUUAGGGCUCUGAAUGUGCCUCUUUGUGGCAUUCGAUGAGUACCUUAACAGCAACAGAAGGCUUUUUGUCAGCAACUUCAGCAAGGACUCAAUUUGUGACGUCUCUCCCCCAAACCAGGAACAAUCCUGAGAAGGAUUAGUAGGGCAGGAAUAGGCUGCAAAAAGAAAAAGGAAAAAAAGGCCAGGGUGUGUGUUCCAGGCCUAGAAUUUACCUACCCAAUAUAGAGGGUUGAGUUCAAGUUCCCACCUUUUUCUGUGGGAAAGAUUUAAAUUCAUGUUUGACUUUUUCGUUUGAAAUAAUGGCUCUUAGAAAAGCUUCUCAGUUGGACUGGGAAUCCAGUCCAUCCGAUCCCACACUGAACACUAGUGCUGUAUAUAUACAACAGUUUCCUCAAAAUUUGUAAUGCCACUUUAUACAGGGUUUCUUAUGUGUUGGACAUGGGUUAGCCAAAAUUAUCUUCAGUGCUUUAAGUAUGGUAAGAUAAAAACCACUGAUUAUGGAACUGUGUUGAGAACAUUUACCACUUUAGUACAUAUGGGGUGAGGUUGCUGCAGCCUUGUACAGCAUUUUUAUUGCUGUAGAGGCUCUUUUCCUAUAAAUACUUUUUCUAUAGAAUACUUAAUGGAAAGCCUGUGUUACCAUACUCUUCGUUCUACCCAUUACUGUCUUCCCUCCCUUUAAAAUGAUUGAUCCUUCAUUCCAAGCACUUUAUGCUAGCUGUAAUGGGAUCUAUUUUUGCACUGGAGUAGCUUGUUAACUUUGCAAAAUCUGGAGCAGUUUCACACACACAAUUUUUUUUAAGUUAAAAAUCUUUCAAUGGACAUUUUCAUGAAAAACAAAUAUAUAUUUGUAUUGCUAAUAAACUAUUUGUGAAAUAUUAA
Molecule: messenger RNA, 9384 nt
Organism: Sceloporus undulatus (fence lizard)
Lineage: Eukaryota; Metazoa; Chordata; Lepidosauria; Squamata; Phrynosomatidae
Gene: ABCA1
Product: ATP binding cassette subfamily A member 1
Exons: 50
Coding region: 303-7079 (2258 amino acids)
Biological process (GO): lipid transport; transmembrane transport
Cellular component (GO): intracellular membrane-bounded organelle; membrane
Molecular function (GO): ATP binding; lipid carrier activity; ATP hydrolysis activity
Source: RefSeq, a predicted model, not a curated record